AUGUCGUUCACAAUCACAGUCCGCCAGGGCCCAGCCCGCCUGGCAUCUCGACUCCCUCAAAUCUCAAAAGCUGCUGCGCGAAGCUCAAGCGGCCCUGCUAGCUUCGCAAGGGCAUUCCAUCAGUCGACGCCCAAGAACAGCUUCUUCACCAGCAAGACCUCUCUCCUCUCGUCCUCUCUCGUCCGCGCGACCCCGAAGUCAUCGAGCAACUCUAUCGUCGCCCGCCUCGUCGGCGCCAGCGGCAGAGGAUACCAAACAUCAGCUCCCCCGGCAGCUGCAGAUGGAGGUUCUGUGAUUCGCAAGUUGUUGGUGGGCGGUGCCAUCUUUGGUGGUACGCUUGUCGCCAUCAAUGUCGUCUUCAACCGCGAGACCCGAGAGGACGGAGGCAUGCCCCCCUUCGAGCGUGCCUACCUCAACAAUACCUUCCUUCACACCGGUUUGGGUAUCGGCAUCAUCGGAUUGACCGCCCGACAGAUGGUCCAGAGCGGCUUUGUGUACAGGAUCAUGGUCACCAACCCCUGGGUCAUGGCAAUUGGAGGAUUGGCACUGAGCUUUGGUACAAUGAUCGGAACCAGAGCCAUCGACCCUGAUAACUACGUCCCUAAGUACGCCCUUUGGACUGCCUUCAACGCCACCCAGGCUGCUUUCGUCGCUCCCCUGAUCGCUUUCGUUCCCGGCGCAUUGCUUGCUCGUGCCGGCCUCUACACUGUCGCCAUGAUGGGCUCGAUUUCCUUUGUUGGUGCUACUGCCAAGCAGGAGAAGUACCUCUACAUUGGCGGUCCUCUCCUGGCUGGUGCUGCCAUCGUUGCUGUCUCUGGUCUUGCGCCUCUUGUCAUUCCAGCGACCGCAGUCCGCGCUCUGGCGUUGACCGAGAGCGUAUGGCUGUACGGUGGUCUGGCUCUGUUCGGUGGCUUCACCCUGUAUGAUGUUCAGAAGGUGCUGUAUCAUGCUCGGUUGGCUGAGCGCGGCGUCAUCAAGCGGGAUCCCGUCAACGAGAGCAUCUCUCUCGAGCUCGACUUCCUCAAUAUCUUCAUCCGUAUGGUACAGAUCUUGAUGAUGCAGCAGAAUAGGAGGAAGUAA
Molecule: messenger RNA, 1080 nt
Organism: Phaeoacremonium minimum UCRPA7
Lineage: Eukaryota; Fungi; Ascomycota; Sordariomycetes; Togniniales; Togniniaceae
Product: putative bax inhibitor family protein
Exons: 2
Coding region: 1-1080 (359 amino acids)
Cellular component (GO): mitochondrial inner membrane
Source: RefSeq, a predicted model, not a curated record